UUCUCGCUCCUCCGGCGGCUCCUUCCCUCCUCCUCCCCGGAUCUUCCGCGUCAUCAUGGGCUUCGGCGACUUGAAAUCAACCUCCGGCCUCAAAGUGCUGAACGGCUUCCUGGCGGAGCGCAGCUACAUCGAGGGGUACGUUCCCUCUCAGGCUGACGUAGCGGUCUUCGAGGCGAUCUCGACCCCACCCCCAGCCGACCUGUGCCACGCCCUCCGCUGGUACAACCACAUCAAAUCCUACCAGAGCCAGAAGAGCAGCCUCCCAGGUGUGAAGAAACCUCUGGGCCAGUACGGCCCCUCAGAUGUGGCUGACACCACAUCCACCUCCGCCCCCGCCUCCAAAGAUGACGACGAGGACGACGACAUCGACCUGUUCGGCUCUGACGAGGAGGAGGAUGCAGAGGCAGCCAGACUGAAGGAGGAACGCCUGGCCGAGUACGCCGCCAAGAAGGCAAAGAAGCCCACCCUCAUCGCCAAAUCGUCAAUCCUAUUGGACGUCAAGCCGUGGGACGACGAGACAGACAUGGCAAAGCUGGAGGAGUGUGUUCGCAGUAUUCAGAUGGAUGGGCUCGUCUGGGGACAGUCCAAACUGGUCCCGGUGGGUUACGGCAUCAAGAAGCUGCAGAUCGGCUGCGUGGUGGAAGACGACAAGGUGGGCACAGACAUCCUGGAGGAGCAGAUCACAGCCUUCGAGGACUUCGUUCAGUCGAUGGAUGUUGCUGCUUUCAACAAGAUCUGAGAACAAAUAUCAUGUUAAUAAAGAGCACUUCAACACAGAA
This is a messenger RNA of Epinephelus fuscoguttatus (brown-marbled grouper), 779 nucleotides long. It is a transcript of the gene eef1b2, whose product is annotated as eukaryotic translation elongation factor 1 beta 2. NCBI's taxonomy places the organism in Eukaryota, Metazoa, Chordata, Actinopteri, Perciformes, Serranidae. Gene Ontology annotation, cellular component: cytosol; eukaryotic translation elongation factor 1 complex. Bases 56 to 739 code for a protein of 227 amino acids. The record is from RefSeq and is a predicted model, not a curated record. The transcript is spliced from 7 exons. Gene Ontology annotation, biological process: translational elongation. Gene Ontology annotation, molecular function: translation elongation factor activity; guanyl-nucleotide exchange factor activity.